AUUUAACCCUGAUUUAACGCUUUUUUGUUCGUUGUUUCAUUCCAGAUUCAUUUUUGUGCUUUCAAAGAUCACUCAGCGAGUUGCUGUGUAACUUCAGAUUUUCAAUUGAAAGAAAAAAAUCUAUCAAAAAGAGAUUCCAUGUGAAUUGGUACUCUCACUUAUGCAGGCGGCCUAUUAGAAAUGAACUCACCUGAUCCUUACGGAUGUUUAGUGAAUGAGAGCAAGAUCAUUGAGAAGCAUACAGAACAAAGGCUGCAAAAUGAUCACAAGAUGGAUAAUCUCAUUCUUUUGGUCUACAUUGUGCUCUUGACACUUUCUGUCAUAACUAUAUGGGUAUUUAAACACAGACGCUUUCGUUAUAUUCAUGAGACCGGACUUUCAGUGGUGUAUGGUAUGUUAUGCUUUUAUUUUCUGAAUUCCAGGGCUCAUCGUCGGCAUUAUACUUCGAUAUGCAAUCAAAUCUGCAGAGUUUUCAGUGGUGUCACAUGUUCUUUUAAGGAAGUCGGAUGAAGCAUGUGGUCGCUUACCUCCUGAAAGGUUGAUCAUCGAAUUACCAGUUCAUGAUCAGUAUGGGAAGUUAAAUCUAAGUAUGCUGUUUCGGUACAAGUUUGAACAGCAGUCAGAUGUUGACUCACUAAUAAAUGAUAAGGCUACCUUCGACCCGGAAUUUUUCUUUAAUGUUCUGCUACCUCCUAUAAUCUUCUCGGCAGGAUAUAGCAUGAAGCGCGGUCACUUUUUCAAAAAUAUCGGGGCUGUGCUUACCUAUGCAUUUGGUGGCACUUUGUUGUCUUCCCUAGUUGUUGGGACACUGUGCUAUGGAUUUACUCGUGGGAUCAGCUCAUUGUCAUCAAACUUGCGUCUUUCAGACUGUCUACUGUUUGGUGCAAUUAUAUCCGCAACCGACCCUGUAACUGUCUUGGCCAUUUUUAGUGACCUGAGGGUUGACGUCAACUUGUAUGCGCUAGUUUUUGGGGAGAGUGUACUUAAUGAUGCUCUAGCAAUCGCCUUAGCUCAGUCUAUUGAGCAAUAUGGAACACUUUCUGCUGGCAAUUUUGACGGUUAUGCACUUUUGUCUUCUAUACUGGAUUUCUUUGCGAUGUUCGGGGGCUCUUUGAUAAUCGGCGUUUUUGUUGGCUGCGUUACUUCACUCCUUACAAAAUUCACACACAUCAAGGAACAUCCUCUCCUCGAAACAACUCUCUUUGUACUUAUGUCUUAUAGUACGUUUCUUUUCGCUGAGGCUGUUGGCCUUACCGGUAUUGUUUCUGUAUUAUUCUGUGGUGUAACACAAGCCCAUUAUACUUACAACAAUCUGUCUGAUGAAUCCAAAGUGUGGACAAAAUCCUUUUUUGAACUUCUGAAUUUCUUAUCUGAAAACUUUGUAUUUGCCUAUAUUGGUGUUUCAACAUUCACUUUCCGUCAUCACUAUUGGGAUAUCCGAUUUGUACUUAUCACAUUAUUCGCAUGUGUAAUUGCCCGAGCUGUCAGUGUAUACCCGUUAACAGCUCUAAUAAACUUCUGUCGCAGUUAUCAUUGUUCAUGUACUUCAAAUUGUUUAAAAAGAAAGUCUAAUGCUUAUUCUAUCGAUAAAGGUAUAAUGCCUGGAUCAUCAUCUUUGUCAUCAAAUACAAUGGAAUCAACUGAUGUUUCGAUUACUUCAGCUGGUGGCGGUGGUGGUGGUGAUAAUAGAAAGAGAGCUGUUAACAAAAUUACUCUGAAUUUUCAACAUAUGAUAUUUUUCUCAGGACUUCGAGGUGCUAUGGCAUUUUCAUUAGCCAUUCGUAAUACAAGUUCUGAAAUACGUCGUAUGUUUUUCUCAACAACUAUUGUAAUUGUUGUGACUACAGUGUUACUUGGAGGUUGUUUCGCUAUGUCUUUACUGCAUCGAUUAAAUAUACCUGUCGGUGUAGACUCUAGUAAUGAGAAUCAUAUGCACGCAGACACAGAUGAAAACCAAUACGAGAAUCGUGGUUGUUGUAGUUCUCGGUGGAUACGUUUCGAUAAAUUUUAUUUAAAACCACUGCUUACGCAUAGCAAACCACCAUUGACAGAAUCUUUACCAUCAUGCUGUUAUAAAUGCGCUAAAGUACUCACAACUCAUGAACAAACCAAUGAAACAUUUGUAGACAAUGAUGGAAAUGAAAGGACUUCUCUGGAGAAUUCUAGACAUGAUAGUACAACUGUAUUUUAUUCGCAUGACAAAGCAUCAAUCAAUCCUACGCUUAAUAUACAUACUGUUAAAGUACAACCUGUUAAACUUGAAAAUUCAAAAAUGUUUCAAGAUCCCUUAUAUUUCAAUGAAGUUAUGUGAAUUUUUUCUAUCAAUGGGAGCAAUAUAAUGACAAAAUAAUGACAAAAGAGGUAAUAAGCAACGAUAAAAGUGUAAUAGUUACUCCUGGUCAGAUAAAUUAUAUCCUAUUCUAUUAUUACUAUUACUGCAUUUCUUCACAUACGUGUGUGUGUGUGUGUGUGUGAAUAAAAUAGUACUCUGCAUCAUAUUUUUCCAUGUCAUUUUUUGUGUGUUAAAUUUCCUUAUAUUGAUUAUUUAAAAAAAAGAAUAACUGAUGUGAUAACUCUCCCUAUUCUUCCCCUUCUUCUAUGAAUUGGUUACAUUUUAAAUGAAAUGUAUGCAUAAUAUGCAUGCCAUUUGGAAAAGCAUGUACAUAGACAUUUGAAAGUGUCAGUGUCGCCUUUAUCCAUCUAGAUUAGAGUAUAGAUAAAAGAGUAAAAUUUUGAUUCAUUUCUGAUGAUGAUAUCAUUAUUUGUUAUGCUUCUUCUUUCUUUUUAUUUCUUCAACUGCUCUAUUUGCCUUACUGCUUUGUACAUUACAUACAGUUAGUUCACCUGUACUCAAUCUGUGUUAGGUUAUAUAUAUACAUAUAUGAGUGCUUCAUAUUGAGCACUAUACAUUUACAUUUUAAGAUGUAUUUUGUUGUACACAAUUUCCAUGUAUAUGAUGAUUCAAUUCUUUCCUUCAUUCCAAUAGAUUAUAUAAUGCCAAAGUGUGAUAAAAUACUCACUUAUAUAUUCUUAUUGCUUUAAAUUUUUUCUUUUCUGUUAUUUCUGUUGAUGUGUUAUUUUAUCAACGAAUUACAUAAGAUUAUUUAUUGACAUUUAUUUAUUCAGGUCCAUUGACAUCGCCAUUGAUAUUGCAACAUGUUGCAGGUGAAUUAUUUCUAAUUAGGUUCAUUAUUUUUGUUGUUGUAUAUUUCAUUAUUGAAUCAGUCAUAUUGCCAUCCUUUGGCCACGCUUUUCUUAAUAAUUCGGAUAAUAUUCAUGACUCCUUUCAUCAUUUCACAUUCAUGUUAUUUCUGUUUUCAUUUCUAUAUUGUCUGUGAAAAUAAUUUUUGGCGUCAUCUAUAUAUAUAUAUAUAUAUAU
This is a messenger RNA of Trichobilharzia regenti, 3379 nucleotides long. The record is from the annotation of a GenBank genome assembly. Lineage: Eukaryota; Metazoa; Platyhelminthes; Trematoda; Strigeidida; Schistosomatidae.